AUGAUCAAGGAGCAACGAGAAAGGAGUGAAGAGAGCGAGUACUUGCUACUGGCGGCUUAUGCAAAUGAGCUGGAAUGGACAGCUGGAAAGAGUGGUGCGGAGUCCCGUUAUACAAGAAAUGUCAUCAUCCAUGGUGGAGACAUCAAAUAUGCUAUCAGAGCGAUUGAGUUUCUUGAAGAGCUUGGCGAGCUACAACCUAUAAUUGCAACCGUCCCGGAAGAGAUAGUGGACGUCCUGAAUAAAAGAGGAAUACUACAAAAGCCUCGGAUGUGGGAAGACAAAUUCCCUAAAGAGAGAACGAAAUGGAUUAAAGACUGUGAUCAAGUGAUCAAAGCUUGGUUGCAUACUGGAGAGGAAUCAUAUCGCGAGGACGAAGUCAAGGAAAAACGUUUCAGGCUGAGUCAAUGGAUGGCUGAUCGAGUUGAGGACAUCAAAAGGCGCAGCUAG
Messenger RNA from Talaromyces stipitatus ATCC 10500, 447 nucleotides. RefSeq lists its product as uncharacterized. NCBI's taxonomy places the organism in Eukaryota, Fungi, Ascomycota, Eurotiomycetes, Eurotiales, Trichocomaceae. The transcript is spliced from 2 exons. The record is from RefSeq and is a predicted model, not a curated record. The coding region runs from base 1 to 447 and encodes 148 amino acids.